GAACUGAUGGUCAGAAUCAGUUUAUAUUUGAUCAUCUUCAGUGAUCGCUGAAGCUGCUCGAAGCAAUCUUGAAUAUUUGCACAGAAAGUAACGGGAUCCUGAUGAGGCUUGGAGCAGCGCUGUGGAGGUCCAUCACGGUGUUGAGACAACCUCUGUAAAUACCCAGCAAUAUUUCUGCGCUCAGGUGAGACGGUCACGUGAUGCUCCAGGUGAGACACAGGUGUAAGAGGAGGCCCUGUGCGCUCCAUCCAUUAUUCAGACGGAGGAAUCUGAUUGGCUGCACGAGCUUGUGUCUGUGCACCGGUCGCGUUCUGUCUGUCUGUCUCUCUUCUGAACACCGUCUUCCUCAGAGUGUCUCCUGUGGGUCAAGAGAGUUACGGAUCUGGUCAAAGCUGAAGAUGGUUUCUCCUGCGAUCGCGUUGGCUUUUCUUCCGUUCUUGCUCACACUGAUUAUCCGUUACCGAUAUUAUUUCGUGUUGCUGUAUCGGGCUGUUCUUAUCCGCUGGGUGCGGGACUGUCUGACGGGCCUCAGUCGAGAGGAGCGGGCGUUUCAGUACAUCCUGACCCACGCCACACCCGGAGACGCCCAGAGCAUCCUGGACACAUUCGACCAGUGGUGCAGCAAAGUGGAGUUCAUCAGCAACAUCGGACCCAAGAAAGGUAAGAUUCUGGACCGGCUGCUGCAGGAACACUGUCCCAUCACGGUGCUGGAACUGGGCACUCACUGCGGCUACAGCACGGUCCGCAUCGCCCGCUCGCUGCCCAUCGGCGCACGCAUUUACUCCGUCGAGAUGGACGAGAGAAAUGCUCAAGUGGCUGAGAAAAUCAUCCGGUUGGCAGGUUUUGAUGAGGACAUGGUGGAGCUGAUCGUGCGUCCGUCGGAUGAGGUGAUCCCGCGUCUGCGUGAGGAUUUCGGCGUGGAGCGUCUGGAUCUGGUCUUCAUGGAUCACUGGAAGCGCUGUUACCUGCCGGACCUGCAGCUGCUGGAGGGCAGCGGUCUGCUGGGUGAGGGCUCCAUCAUUCUGGCAGAUAACGUCAUCUUCCCCGGAGCGCCCAACUUCCUGCGACACGUGCGCCGCUCCGGCCUGUACGAGGUCAGAGUUCACCGUGCCACGCUGGAGUACAUCCGUGGCAUCCGUGACGGCAUGGCCGAGCUCACCUUCCUCGGGAUCAAGUAAAACACGCUUACAGGAUGUUAAAGUGACACUCUGAACAGUUGGUGUCACAGCUUUCGUUUAUUUGAUGCUGGUUCACUAGCAUCAAUCAUCAGGCGAUUAGCAACAUUCACAUUCAUCCGAAGUGACUUGCGUUGCAUUCAAUGCACACAUUAACAUUUAAUCGUUCCUUGCUUUUCUGGGAAUCAAACCCAUGACCUUGGCGUUGGUAGUGACAAGAUUUACGUUUGAGCUACGGGAAAGACAUUGAACACUUAUUAAGUUUAAGUAUUUGGGACUUAAUUAAAGCUGGCACAAAAUAACAAUUUUAUUAUGGGCAAUUCAUCUGUGCAUACUUUUUUAAACCUCAUGUUUUAUCAAAAUGUAAUAACUGGACCUUCUGGUGAAAACUUAGGAGUGUAAAUUAUUUUCAGAAAUAAAUUUCCACUAGACAGAAAAACUUUACUCUGGUUAAUAGUAAAAAUUAAAACAUAAGUACUUUUAUCCCUUACAACUUCUUUUCAUUCAUGUUUCUUUCUUCAUGAAACAGAAUUUAAUAAAUGUUUAUAUAUAUAUAUAUAUAUAUAUAUAUAUAUAUAUAUAUAUAUAUAUAUAUAUAUA
Messenger RNA from Carassius gibelio (silver crucian carp), 1775 nucleotides. Its product is annotated as transmembrane O-methyltransferase homolog. The record is from RefSeq and is a predicted model, not a curated record. Gene Ontology annotation, molecular function: catechol O-methyltransferase activity. Bases 201 to 1178 code for a protein of 325 amino acids. The transcript has 5 exons. Lineage: Eukaryota; Metazoa; Chordata; Actinopteri; Cypriniformes; Cyprinidae. Gene Ontology annotation, biological process: catecholamine catabolic process; dopamine metabolic process; developmental process.